AUGUCCAUCCCCAGAUUGGCCACCACCAUAAAUACUGCCAUUCGCACGCUUCAAUUGUCUAUCGAUCACGCCCUGGCGAUAAGUUAUCGCCGAAAUGCAUAUGAAAAGAAAAUGGCGUAUGUUGCCCACAUCACCUUCGUAAAGGGCAUUCCAUUUUACGGGUAUCAUGUUGGAUACAGGUUCUUUUUUAAGAUAUACCUGUUCAACCCUAUGAAUAUGACGCGUCUUGCCGACCUACUGAGACAAGGAGCUGUCAUGAAACGCGUUCUGCAGCCGUACGAGAGCCAUCUGCAAUAUUUAUCACAAUGGAUGUGUGAUUACAAUCUGUACGGCUGUGCGUAUCUCAAGAGCAGCAAAGUGACUUUCCGAGCGCCGAUACCGACCUAUCUGGAAAACUCGACACAUAUUUGGCAUGACCGUUCCAUUCCAGAGAGCGCUGUUCUUGAUAAUUCCAUUUUGCCACGACAGAGUCACUGCGAUUUAGAAGUUGAUAUCCAUGUUCAAGAUAUUAUAAAUCGUUCCGAGGUUAAGGAGCGGCCCAUACAUCAGGACUUCGUCGAAAUGCUUCAGCCUCUGGAACCGGACAAGAAGCUUGUACCCAGCUUGGCUGGGCUAUGGGAAGAAGAAGCCCAGCGAAGGAGGAGCAAGCUUAAUCCCUCCGAUGCGGAUAGCGGUUCCUCUUUCCGUCCUGAAGAGUUGGUAUCCAUGUCUGCAGAUCCUAGAAAAACGGGUCCUGGCGGUUGGGUUCAUGAGGAGGAGUACAGAACAAAAAUGCAAGCUGUUGCAGAUGAGGAGCAUCUUGGACGAAAGCCCACUUACACUGAUUUUGUUGCUACGACGCCUUUCGAAGCUACCAUUCGAUCAGCUUUAAGCAGUGUUGAAGAUCUGUUUCCUGGUAACAUACAGGUAAUGGAGCCCGAGGAUUUUGGAAUUGAUAAAAUGGCGGAGGAGUCGAGGGCGCAUGUCGAUGUAGAUGAGAGCCUUAUAGUUACCCCUAGACAGGAGGGCUUCUCGUAUGAUUCGGAUGAGGGUGAUGUGAAUGACUCAUUUUUGCACGAGCAGGAAGUUGAGAUUGCAGGAGACUUAGAGCCCAAAUCAGCGGAUGAUCUAACAAUCUCUUCAAGCCUUAGCAACCAGGAUUGUUCCAAGGGGUCCAAGGAAACUGAAGCUGAAAAUCAGGUAGAUCUGUUGGAUCUCAAACGGUUCGGGGUUAGACCGUCUAACGAUUUCAUCAACAGCCAGGAUGACGUUUUCAAGAUCGACGAAGAGUUCAUUAGCGACAUAGAUUCCCGGCUGAAAGGUUUGAAGCGCGCAAAUUCAACUUUACGUGAAACUGAUGUGGAGAAUAAGCGGCUUAAACUAGGAAAUGAUGGCAAGAUUCCCCCUAUCACGAAUGCCACUUGCCAUGACCGUUUAAACAGCGCCACUACACAAAACUUGCUAGUGGGUGAAUCGACGGAGUUAGAAUCCGCAACCGUUAAUUUCCCAUCUUCAUCUCAACUUAAACAAUCCCAGAAGCUUAGCAGAAGUAACAACGGAAAUAAGCGCAUCUCCUUCCAUGUUGUCAAGGAUCCGCACGACCCAGCUACUAUUUCAAGGCUGAGUCAACAGGAUAUUUCGUCGCAGAAAUCACAAUCGCAGGGUUCAAAACAAGUCGCUUCCCUAUCUGUAUCCGCCUUGGAACCAGCAGUUAGCAACCGCACAUUUGACGAUUCUUCCAAGUUAAAUCAAUCGGAGACGCAUUCAUCCUCCGUUUUGGAACCUCAACACAAUCUUUACGAGUCAUUCAACAUACCACCAGAGUGUAGAAUUUUUAGUUUCAUUCCAGCCUGCCCUUCACGUUCUGAGGUUCUAACUACAAUGCAAGCGGAUGGCCGGCCAUCAAUUAUAUACCAGGGCCCCCAUUACAGCAACGAGGAAGACGUCCCUGAUCGUGCACGCGAAUAUGCUGGAAGAGAGUUCAAGUUGGAAAGCACCACAGUGCCUUAUCUUCCUCUGUUUGAUCUGACCGGGUAUUCUCCCGCGUUGUUCGGAGACAAGCCAUCAAUAAUUAUCAACAGAGAUGCUUUUGAGAAGGAAAACAACAAACUCCGUAAAUCGUGCUCAUUGCGGACUUGGGAAUUUGCACCAACUGCACCAAGCCGUAGUGAAGUUGUCGAGUGGCUUGAGGAAGACAUUCGCAAAUUGAAGGAUGCUAAAGGGAAUAAUAUUCCUUCACAGAAGCCUGCAAGUUCCGCUCUUUCUCAGAUUGAGGGACCAACACAAAAGAAUCGCCAUGGAUUCAAGUAUUCUCAGAAAAAACCGGCGAGGAACGUACGACAAGAGGCUCAAUAUAUGAGUGUUAUGAGUCUCGAGGUUCAUGUGAAUACACGUGGCACUUUAGUUCCAAAUCCCGAAGAGGAUGAAAUCUCCUGUGUUUUCUGGUGCGUGCAGGAUGGCGAAACUGAGAUCAAUGACGACGAUGAUUCUGCUGGCAUUACUGCAGGGAUUAUUGCUCUAUCAGAAAAUGAGAGCCUCGCCUCUAGGAUAUCUCCCACUAUGAUCUCCGAGUUUGAGGAAGAACAUACCGAGCUUGAUCUUUUAACGAGACUGGUUGAUGUUGUAAGGCAGCGUGAUCCAGAUAUUUUAACUGGCUAUGAGGUACAUAAUAGCUCAUGGGGUUACCUGAUUGAAAGGGCGAGAUACAAGUAUGAUUAUGACCUCUGCGACGAGUUGUCCAGGGUGAAGACAAAUUCUCACGGACGUAUUGGCAAGGGGAAUGAUCGCUGGGGUUUCAAUCAUACGUCUUCAAUUCGGAUUACUGGCCGACACAUGAUCAACAUAUGGAGGGCCAUGCGAGGGGAACUCAACUUGCUCCAAUAUACUAUGGAAAACGUAGUCUUCCAUCUCCUCCACCAACGAAUUCCGCAUUACCCUUUUCAAGAUUUAACGAAAUGGUUUACCAGCAAAAGACCGCGGGAUAUUGCGAAGGUCAUCAAUUACUUUCUCUCGCGAGUUCAACUGGAUCUAAAAAUCAUCGAGUCGAACGAAUUGAUUUCCAGAACUAGUGAGCAAGCUCGAAUAUUGGGCAUUGAUUUCUUUUCUGUUUUCUCCAGAGGAUCGCAGUUCAAAGUCGAGUCCCUCAUGUUCCGAAUUGCUAAACCGGAAAAUUUCAUCCUCAUCUCCCCGGGCAAGAAACAAGUGGGACAGCAGAACGCACUCGAAUGCUUGCCGCUUGUCAUGGAGCCUCAAAGCGAUUUCUACACCAGCCCCCUCUUAGUGCUCGACUUCCAGUCCCUCUAUCCGAGUAUCAUGAUCGCAUAUAAUUACUGCUAUUCGACUUGCUUGGGAAGAGUUGUGAGUUGGCGGGGUCAGAACAAGUUGGGGUUUAUUGACUUCAGGAGGCCCGCAGGCCUCCUUGAACUGCUCAAGGACCAGAUCAAUAUCGCCCCCAAUGGUAUUAUAUACGCCAAGCAGGAGGUCCGCAAGUCACUACUAGCGAAAAUGUUAAUAGAGAUUCUGGAAACUAGAGUUAUGGUCAAAGGUGGUAUGAAGGCUGCCAAGGACGAUAAGUACUUGCAGCGUCUACUUAAUAACCGACAACUAGCGCUGAAGCUGAUCGCCAACGUCACCUAUGGAUAUACAUCAGCUUCAUUUUCUGGCCGAAUGCCGUGUGCAGAAAUAGCAGAUAGUAUCGUUCAGACAGCCAGAGAGACGCUAGAAAAAGCCAUCGUUUUGAUCCAUUCUGUCGAACGAUGGGGUGCAGAGGUAGUCUAUGGGGAUACCGACAGCAUCUUUGUUUACCUCAAGGGGCGCACAAGAGAUGAAGCCUUCGAUAUAGGGGAGGAAAUUGCAAGAGCGGUCACAGACUCGAAUCCCCGCCCUGUCAAGCUCAAGUUCGAAAAGGUCUACCAUCCUUGCGUCCUGUUAGCGAAGAAGCGAUAUGUUGGAUACAAGUACGAGAGUCGCUUGCAGAAGGAACCAGAUUUUGAUGCCAAAGGCAUCGAAACCGUACGCCGCGAUGGAACGCCUGCAGAGCAAAAAAUCGAAGAGAAAGCUCUGAAGAUUUUGUUUGAAACCGCAGAUUUGAGCCGAGUUAAAAGCUAUUUCCAGAAACAAUGUGCUAAGAUCAUGCAGGGCAAAGUAUCCAUUCAAGACUUCUGCUUUGCAAAAGAAGUUCGACUGGGAACGUACAGCGAGCGAGGGAUUCCGCCUCCUGGCGCCCUCAUAAGUGCCAAGCGCAUGCUUGAGGAUCCACGGACGGAAGUACAAUAUGGAGAGCGAGUCCCUUACGUGGUAAUAUCCGGUGCACCCGGUGCGAGACUGAUUGACCGAUGUGUAGCUCCGGAAGUACUCCUUCACGACUCUCAGCUAGAGUUAGACGCGGAGUACUACAUAUCAAAAAACCUAAUUCCACCACUCGAGCGAAUCUUCAACCUCGUUGGCGCGAAUGUUCGACAAUGGUACGACGAGAUGCCGAAGUACCAACGCGUGCGGCGUAUAGAAGGUGGCGCAUCGAAUGUGCCUGCAAAUAAGGAGGGAUUGUUCUCGGCGAAAAAGACUUUGGAGUCAUAUAUGAAGUUGUCAUCGUGUGUUGUCUGCCGGGAAAAAUUAGAGGAAGGCGAGGAGCAGAUUUGCACUGGUUGUUUGCGGGAUAGUCACGUUUCGCUGUUGCAGUUGAAAAGUAGAUUGAUGAAGGAGGAAAGGAAAGAAUUUUUUUUACAUAAAAUAUGCCGCUCGUGCAUGGGCGUUUCGUGGGGGGAAGAGGUCAAGUGUGAUAGUAAGGACUGUCCUGUCUUUUAUACGCGGACUCGACAGGGCUCUCAGCUCAGGAGCACGCGAGCGGCAGUUGAGCCUGUCAUCAAGGUUCUAAUGGAGCGCAGUGAGGAGGAUCCCCUGAGUUGGUGA
Molecule: messenger RNA, 4887 nt
Organism: Histoplasma capsulatum G186AR
Lineage: Eukaryota; Fungi; Ascomycota; Eurotiomycetes; Onygenales; Ajellomycetaceae
Product: polymerase zeta subunit
Exons: 2
Coding region: 1-4887 (1628 amino acids)
Biological process (GO): error-prone translesion synthesis; double-strand break repair via homologous recombination
Cellular component (GO): zeta DNA polymerase complex; nucleus
Molecular function (GO): DNA-directed DNA polymerase activity; nucleotide binding; DNA binding
Source: RefSeq, a predicted model, not a curated record